Messenger RNA from Notechis scutatus (mainland tiger snake), 6421 nucleotides. Lineage: Eukaryota; Metazoa; Chordata; Lepidosauria; Squamata; Elapidae. The record is from RefSeq and is a predicted model, not a curated record.
CGUCGGGUCCCAGAUUUAUUUAUUUAUUUAUUGCCCGUCGAAACGAAGGUGGUUGGAACGAGGGCGAUGGGGUUUCCCUCGUGAACUUUCCUACCAGCCCGGCGCUAGACGAGGACCAGAAGAAGGGAGGAAAAAGAAGAAUCCCGCCCCAGAGGAUGCUAACUGAAACCAAGAUGUUAUAUGAAAUUCAGAUGUGGUGCUGUCAAUGGAAAAGGAAGUCACAUUUAUUUUUUCUGUUCAUACUCAGUCUUCUGUGCAUACAGAUUUCAGCUCAAGAUUGCUCAGAGUGUCGUAUGGUGCUGUCCAAUCCCACGGGAAUUUUUACCUCUCCUUGCUUCCCCAAUAAUUAUCCCAACAAUCAAGCAUGCAAGUGGACCAUCAGGGCUCCUUCUGGAUACAUCAUUCAGAUAACAUUUGUUGAUUUUGAUAUUGAAGAAGCUUCUGGUUGCACAUAUGAUCACAUAAAUUUGGACACUGGAGACAAGAAAGAUUCCUAUUGUGGGAUGACUGCCAAAGGUUUAUCAUUUAACUCAUCUAGGAAUGAAAUGAUUGUAACUUUUACAAGUGACUUUAGCAUUCAAAAAAAAGGCUUCAAUGCUACUUAUACCCGAAUUGCUGUAUCGUUGAAGAAUCAAAAGGUUAUCAUUCCACAAUAUCUAGAUUCUGAUUCUGUGUCUCUGGCAAAUUCUGUCCAAGUCCCAGAUCUUAAUCAGUUCACCCUGUGCUUUGAAGCAAGAACAAACAAUAAAAGUAAUAACUAUGAAUGGAAGGCUUUCUCCUAUGGUGAUUCCUCUGUGGAAUUCUUCAGCUUUGGCAAAACAACACAAGGGCACUUCAUUUUUAUCUCAGACUCAAAGUGUUUUUUAAAUGAUGCUCUUAACAUUGGUACAGAUGAGGACAUUUUCACAGAAACAUUUGAAGAGCUUUGCAUUGUAUGGGAUAGCUCAUCAGGCAUAGUAGGUAUAAAUGUCAAAGGGAUGUAUAAAACAGUCCAUUGUUUAGAUACUUAUGAAAAAGUGAUUCCUGGUAAUGGAAAAUUGGUUCUGAGUUCUGACAGAGAAGACACAAGGCCUUUACCUGGAGAUAUGUACAACUUCCGGCUUUGGAAUUUUACAAUGAAUUCCCAAUCACUUUUCAACCUCACCUGUGAUGAGAAAGGUAACAUUAUUGACUGGGAAAAUGAUUUCUGGAGUAUUCCAACAACAUUUCUAAAAGCAGAGAACAACUUGAGUUGUGGCUCAUAUCUCGUUCCCUUGCCGACAGUUGAACCAACUAGCUGUACCACUACAGGAAGCCUUUGCCGAGCUACUGUAAGUUCAACCACUCCAUCACCCACUGUUACCACUAACAUGCCUGAUACUAACAGAACCGAUAAAAUAAUGGAUGGUAGAUUAUACUACAGAAUUGACUUUACUGUCUACAAAAUCAAAGAAGAUGCAGAGCCAAACAUUCAGAAUGUAAUUAGAGAAUGGUUAAUCCAGACCAUGGGGAGCUGGAAUUAUAACGUAUGUGUGGUUCAUGUAAGUGUUGAACCGAGUUCAACAAAAAAUGCAGCAAGAGGAAAGAGAAGCAUUGAUCAAAGUUUUGAAGUCCGUGCUCUUUUAGCUUACAAUUCUACCAACAAUGUAAGUUUAGAAGAACAAAUGAUUAGAAAGAAACUCGAAAACAGUAAUAUCACAGAAAACUUGGAACUCCGUAACGUGCAUGUUCAUUCAAUUGAAAAAUGUGAGGCUCAGGAACAGCCUAUGAAUUACUUUUGGAAAGAAACUGGACCAAGAAACACUGCCACCAUUAGCUGCUACGACAACCCUACCCAGAUUGCAUCACGAACAUGCUUUCUAAGCAUGAAUAAUUACACAUCUUAUUGGGAUACUCCUGAUCUUAGAAACUGUACAGAAAAUGCUGCUGACAUAGCCAACCAGCUACUGAAUCUUACAGGAGAAGGGCAGCAGUUGACUUCAGACAAAGUUAAUGAUGUGGUCCAGAAAUUAAAAAAAAUUGUGAAUGAUGAAGAAAUCAAUGAAUCCUUGGGUUCUACUGUGAUCACGAUAUUUUCUAAUAUUUUAACUAGUUCUGAUAAUGUAUUGGCUGCAUCAUCUUCUGAAGCUAUAAAGACAAUUGAUGCCUUGGCAUUGAAGAUUCGGUUUAUAGGUCCCUCCAUGAGCAUUUCAACCCGAAACUUAGCGCUUGGAGUUUCAUCUUUGAAUUCAUCUUUAUUCAAUGGCUCUUCCUUCAGUGUCGGUCCCCAGAACAAUGCUUCUGAUUUUCAGAUUGAUUUUGAUAAAAACCAAGACAAUUCUCUUGCUACUAUUUAUUUGCCUCCAAGUUUGCUAAAUAAUUUAAAUCAAGAAGAUCUUGAAACAAUAUCCAGGGCUCAAUUCACUUUUUUCAAUAAAAAUGGACUCUUUCAGGAUACAGAAGCUCCUUCCAAUUUAACAAGUUACGUGGUAGCCUGCAGUGUGGGAAAUACUACUAUCCGUGAUCUCAAGGAGUCUGUGAAAAUUACAAUCAAGCAUACAUUCAAACAUGAUAACAUCCAGAAGGCUCCUAAUGCUACUUGUGUUUUUUGGGACAUGAACAAGAACAUUGAUAUACAACAUACCCUCAUGACUUCAGGAACAACAGGAAGGAAACAAAAGGAUUUGCCAAGAACAGCUUCACAAAUAGAUUCUGGAAAUACCAGAGUCCUCACUUUCAUAACAUAUAUCGGUUGUGGAAUAUCAGCCAUAUUUUCUGCUGCAACCCUUCUGACAUAUAUUGCUUUUGAAAAACUGCGAAGAGAUUAUCCGUCCAAAAUCCUAAUGAAUUUGAGCACAGCUUUGCUGGGCCUGAAUCUGGUCUUUCUCCUGGAUAGUUGGAUUGCAUCAUUUGACAUAGAAGGCCUCUGCAUAGCUAUUGCUGCUCUCCUGCACUACUUUCUUCUGGCAACUUUCACCUGGAUGGGCCUUGAAGCUGUUCAUAUGUAUAUAGCUCUAGUAAAAGUGUUCAAUACGUACAUUCGUCAAUACAUAUUAAAAUUUUGUGUGAUUGGUUGGGGUUUACCAGCAUUGGUAGUAAUUAUUAUUUUAUCAAGCACCCAUGCAAAUACAAAUAAUAUUUACAACAACAUUUUAAAUGACAAAAAUAAUAAGGAACAAGAUGGAGAUGAUUUCUGCUGGAUUAAAAGCACCGUUGUGUUUUACGUGACUUGUGUUGGCUACUUUGGAAUCAUGUUCCUCAUGAACAUUGCCAUGUUUGUUGUGGUGAUGAUGCAAAUCUGUGGACGAAAUGGGAAACGGACCAAUAGGACUAUGCGGGAAGAGAUCCUGAGGAACCUGCGUAGUGUUAUUAGCCUGACUUUCCUCCUAGGCAUGACAUGGGGUUUUGCUUUUUUUGCCUGGGGGCCACUAUAUCUCCCUUUUGUGUAUCUCUUCUGUAUUUCCAACUCACUGCAAGGUUUAUUUAUAUUUAUAUUCCACUGUGCAAUGAAAGAAAAUGUACAAAAGCAAUGGAGAAGGCAUCUUUGUUGUGGACGAUUCAGGCUGGCAGAUAACUCAGACUGGAGUAAAACAGCAACUAAUAUAAUAAAGAAAAGUUCAGACAAUCUGGGAAAAUCCUUAUCUUCCAGUUCUAUUGGUUCUAAUUCAACAUACCUGACUUCAAAAUCCAAAUCCACAUCAAACACCUACCAUAAAAGGAACAGCCAUUCUGACAAUGUUUUUCUUGACAAGCCUUCAACAAAAUACAUCCAAGUGGACAUGGAACAGACGUCAAUCAUCCCAGUUCACCAAGUCAUUGACAAAGUGAAAGGUUACUACAAUACUCAAUCAGACAAUUUCUAUAGAAAUGUGAUCAUGUCAGACUCCCUGAGCCACAGUACAAAAUUCUGAAUAUCUGGGUAUCUGGAAGAAGACAAGUCAACAAGCAGAAUAAAGAUUAUUAAGUGUUGAACGUGUGACUGGCAAAAGAUAUAAACUUUACCAAAGUGUUGUGCUUUAUCCAGUUAUAUAAGCUUUUCAGCUACCUAUACUUGGAGAAACAGAACAUCUAAUCAAUUCUCUCCACUCUCUUAUCAACAGUUCUCAAGCAUCUAACAGUGACAUGUUUAUUAAUCCCAUCUAUAAUCUUGCAAAGUUAAGAAUCUUGAAAAAGCCCAAAACUAAAGCUUGUAGCUUUCGAAGACAUUUUCAAAGCAUGCUGUUAAGAUGUUGCAUCAACCCACAUUUUCUUCUGUGAUAUAUAUGUAUGUCUGUGUGCAUAUGUAGCCUUACACAGGGAGGGCUAUCCAAUUGUGCAUGUCAAUAGGUAUAAAUGUAUUCCCUUGGAUCAUGUAAUCAAAUCUACUCUGAAAAGAGGGAUAAUAGCAUAUUCUGCUUGCAGCAUCAGCAGAGGUCUGUUUGCAUAAUGCUAGAGAGGUCAUUUGAGAUUUUAUAGAUGUUUUUUUCUCCACAGACAAGGCAAAGAAAAAUUAUUUUUAGUGAAUUUAUACUUUUUUGUGCCUGAUUACAGAAAUCAAAAGUGUUUCAAAGAUUAUCUUUCUCUCGAUCUUAACUCUUGCUUGCAAACUCUGGGCCAUAUUUAUUAUUUUAUUAUUUUUUAAUGGUAGAAGCAUUGAAGUGUGCUUCUGUGAUUAUGGGAAAACUUAAUGAAGUGUUUUAUAUAACUUGAAAGCUUGCCUAGUUAUAGAUCAAAAGAAACUGAGCGGUUAAACUGAGCACAGUUGCUAUGCAUCUUCAUCAUGAUCAAAGAAUAGAAAUUCUGAAUCAGUCCAAUAUUAUAUAUGAACUUCCAUCAGUUUUUCCUAAUUUGCUUUAUUUUCACAUCCUUAUAUAUGUGGAAUUCCAGGAUGGAACAUGGUUUUCCAUUGAUUUAUGCCUUAAGAGCAAUGUUUAUUAACCUGUACAAAUCAAGUUACUGCCUUACACCUUUUCACCCAGAUAGACCUUUUCCAAGAUAUGUAUUGACACAUACCUAACAAGAAAUCUUUAUCAUUUCAGAUAUACACAGCUGCUGAAACAAUUGAGAUUUUCACACGUAAGCAUAGCGGUCAUGCCAUCUAUUCUUCCCUUCAUAUAGUAUUUUGAAUUACAGAUUGUAUUAUUAUAUACUCUGUAGCAAAUAUACUUAGAUUUACUAAAGUCAGUAUGCCUCAUCUUUAAAGGAGAAGGUUGUUAUAUUCAUUGUUUACAACCGUAACACAAAUUUUCUUUGGGUGAAAUUAGCUAAAAUAAAUACUCCAAAUAUAUAUAUUUGCACACAAACAUACACACACACAUGCUAAAUAUAAAACAAUCUGUCACUUGCUCAAUUCUUUAGUAACUCUGUGUGCCAUUUUAUUUAAUCUCCCAAUAAUAUAUAGAAUAAUCUCCAGUACGUCUUCUUAGAAAUAAUUCCAACUGAAUACAAGGAGGCUUAUUUUAAGGAAAAUUUGUACAGAAUUGCAAAUUUGACCAGUGACUGACAGGUGGUCAUAGGAUUUCUCCCUCUUUCUAUGGCAAUAAUCUCUGCAAGCUUAUUUUCAAAGUAAGUUUCAACUCCAUCUGUUAUUAUAGGUGUUUAACAACUACAAUUUAUUAAUUUGCACCAUCAGAAUGGUCAAGUUGCCCUGUUACACUAAAGUUGUUUGAACUUCAAACUAUUUAAUUUGUUUUAUAAUCCCUAAAAGGUAUUAUUUAUUGCAGGUUAAGGAUUUAUUUUAAUAUGAGUGAAUGAUUCCUCAUGACAUCAAAUUAUACCAGAGUCUGAUGGGAUCAAACAGAGUCUGAUGGGAUUACUAAAGAGAAUGUUUUGUUUAUAUGUGCCUUCUAAAAAAAUUAGUUUAUAUCUCUCAAUAAAUUUCAGAAAGUCACUUAUGUAACAUUUAUUCUGGAUAAAAUAUUCAAAAUAAGAAGGGAAACUCUAUUUCUGUAUAUGGUAAUUGGAAGUAAAUAAUAUUAAAAUGGUAAAUAAGGCUUUACUUUCAUUAGGAAAAUUGUAAUACUUUAGUUUCCCCUUAAGAUGGUUUUAUCUGACCAGAUUAAUGUGAAAUGUGUCUAUAUUUUAGCCAAAUAAGAAUAUUCUUUGCAUUUACUACCAUGUAGUAAUCCUUUAAAAUUUAUUUCAGAUAAAUAGUUUUUCUAGUGUUCUUCUUUCAUCAUAUCACCUUUCUUGUAUAAAUCUUUGGUUUUCUUAUCAGCAAAGCUUAACUUUCUUUGUAUAUAUUUAUUUAUUUCUGAGGUUCAAAAUAUGUCAGCAUAUUUCAACUGCACACUAGCUGUCUUUGUAUACAAACUUUAAGUGAUAAGGAGAAAAAUAGGUGUGUGUGUGUGAAUAUGUCUGCAUGUUGGAUUUGCUACGUGUACAAUUUAUUGGAUAAGCUUUUGUUUAUCACGGAAAUACUGAUAUAAUUUCAAACAUUAGUUUUUAGGGACUAGUGUACAAUUUAUAGAAACAUUGUAACAUC